Molecule: messenger RNA, 1366 nt
Organism: Closterium sp. NIES-67
Lineage: Eukaryota; Viridiplantae; Streptophyta; Zygnematophyceae; Desmidiales; Closteriaceae
Source: the annotation of a GenBank genome assembly
GUGGAAGAGGAGGUGUACAUGGUUCAACCACCUGGCUAUGAGGAUGGAACCGGUCGUGUCUGCAAACUCAACAAGGCCAUCUAUGGCUUGAAGCAGGCCCCGAGAUGCUGGUACAACAGGCUGGCCAGUGCAUUGGAAGGGAUUGGAUUCCGUGCGAGUGCAUGCGACGAGAGCCUAUUCCUGAUGGGCGAGGGGGAGUCGCUUGUGCUUCUGCUGGUGUACGUGGAUGACAUCCUGCUCUUCAGCAGCAGUGACAAGGAGAUCGAUGGAGUGCAGCGGAAGCUCACAGAGCAGUUCGAGUGCAAGUCACUUGGAGAGGCAAGGUACUACCUGGGAAUGCACAUUGAGCGGGAUACUGAACGUGGCUGGCUCAAACUGCAUCAGGGACAGUACAUCAACACCUUCGCUGAGAAGUACUCUCUGCAGGAAGAACGGGAACUGGCUCGAGUAGUGCAAAAUCCAACAGAAGAGCAGUAUGGUGCAGCGGAGAGAGUGGUGCGCUACCUCAAGUCAUACCCUACGGUGGGAGUACAGUAUUCAGCCUCUGCUCAACUCAGGCAAAAGGGAGUUGAAGUCCUCAAAGAGAAGGGGGAGCAGCUCGGAGAAGGAAAGGUGUUCCUUUCCUAUUUUGCUGAUGCCACAUGGGCUUCUGAGCAUGAGGAUUCAUCAUCAGUUGGUGGAUACAUCUGCAUGAUGGGAGGUGGGCCUGUAAGUUGGAGGUCCAAGAAGCAGUCUGAGACGGCACUAUCUUCAGUGGAAUCUGAGUACAUGGCGAUGUUUCAUGCGGCAAAAUAAAUCAUCUGGCUAAGGAGGCUCUUGAAGGAGAUCGGCCAUGAACAGACUUGUGCGACACCUUUGUUCAGUGACAGCAAGGGAGCCAUUGCCAUGGCACGCAAUGCAGUUCUUCAUGGGUUGAACAAGCACAUGAGGAUCAAGUGGCAUUGGCUGCGGAAGGAGGUGAAGCUUGGGACACUGGAUCCGAUCUACGUGAAAACUCAGCAACAGCCAGCCGACUUCCUUACCAAGCGGCUAGCUGAAGAGCCACACUGGCGAUGUGCGAGGAUGGCGGGAAUGUCCUUGAACUAGAGACGGCGAAACAAGCCGACAGUCUGAGGGGGAGUGUGUUGGUGCAUAUUCGUUUGCACGUCAUCUGUCGUCUGUUCGCAUCAUUCCGUUGCAUGUGUUUUGUGUGCUACAUUGUUUGUGUGAUGUGCUUGGAUUGUGCAUGGCAUCGAGCACAUUCCAACGAGCCAAGAAUUGUUGGAAUCGGAGCACAUAUGAAGAAGUUACGAAGAGGUGUUUGAUGGAUUUGUUACAACUCAUUGGAAGUCCUUGGCAGCUGCUACACCAAAGUUGGAGAGCCCUA